Messenger RNA from Penicillium argentinense, 267 nucleotides. Its product is annotated as heat shock 9/12 family protein. The transcript has 3 exons. NCBI's taxonomy places the organism in Eukaryota, Fungi, Ascomycota, Eurotiomycetes, Eurotiales, Aspergillaceae. Bases 1 to 267 code for a protein of 88 amino acids. The record is from RefSeq and is a predicted model, not a curated record.
AUGUCUGACGCUGCUCGUAAGGAUUUCUCCACUAAGGCUAAGGAGGAGGUCACUCCCGAUGCCACCAAGUCCACCCAGGACAAGAUCAAGGAGACUGUCACCGACACCGGUGAUCGCCUCGCUCGUGGCUUCCAAACCGACGACAGCAAAGGUGGCUCCCAGGAGGCCUUCGACAAGACCCAGCGUGCCUCCGACAACACUCAGCACGGUGGUGCCAGUAACUCCAUUGGCGACAAGGUCAAGAAUGCCCUCGGCAUGAACAACUAA